AUGUAAAAGUGGAGUGAAUAAAAGUUGGCUUUAAAAUUACUGAAUCAGUAACCUGAGAAACUAGAUUAGCCAUUUUAUCAAGGGAUAUAUAAUAAUCAUCACCAGGUGAAUGGGUAGAUAUAAUAUGAUUUGACUUAUGAUCCAGCUGAUAAGAGAUAUAAUAGAAAUUAUGAUGAAUUGGGUUUUGGAAUUAAAAAAAUGAAAUUAACAGAAGAUAUAAAUAUGAGAUAGUAACUUUAAUUGGAUGAGGCUAGCUAUCAGAAAGAUAUAUUUAGUGGAUAGAUUGACUAUAGUAAGGGUACAGCUAUUUGUCCUUUUAGGAAUUUUUAAAGCAAUGAUAAUUUGAACUCAGUACUGUAAUUGAUAUUUGCAACAUACCCAUUAACUCACUACAUGCUGAAUGAUUAUUACAAAAAUGACAUCAACGAUACUCAUUCAAGAUAUAAAGGAAGAAUGGUGAUUCCCUUUAUUAGAGAGGAUGUGGGAGUGCCAUAGAGCGAUCCCUUUGAGAUUAUGAGAUUUCUAAUUGAGUGCUUGCAUGAAGAUUUGAAUAGAAUAAAGAUAAAGCCACCAACUUAAAAUGAUAUUGAGAUCCCAAGGACAAUGUUAAACAACAUAAAUUUCAUUUCAGAUGAGUAUUGGACAUAUUUUAAGAAGAGGGAAGAUUCGAUUUUCACUGAUCUUUUUUCAGGCUAAAUGUAUAAUAAAUCAAAGUGCUUAAGCUGUCAAUAUGAAAAAGAGUUUUUUAAUGCUUAUAACGAUAUAACUCUAGAUGUGCCAUAGGAUUAAAACAAUGGUUAUCCAGAGGUAUACCUUUAUGAUUUACUAUACUUUCCGUUGGAAAAUUGUGAUUUGACUGUAGGCAGUAAAUAAUCAACUCAUCAAUCAAAAUUUUUAGCGAAUAAAUAUAAGCUAUAUGCUGUUCUUCAUCAUUCAGGAGAUUAGGCCACUGGGCAUUACUGGAAUGAGGUGCUGAACUUGAAUAAUCAGCUUUGGCAUAAGUGUGAUGACGCUUAGGUAUAGCACCGUUAUAAACACAAGGUCAAGAACUUAUCGAAUGCCAAUAUUGAUAUAAUCUCAGGUAUUACAGCAGGAGUAGUCUCAAACGUCAUUUCUUAUCCUCUCGAUACAAUUAAAAUAAGAGUGCAAUUAGCAAAAGGUGGAGAAUAACUAAGACUUUUACCUACUAUUCAUGACAUUUAUUAGAGAGAGGGUGGAAUGUUGUCUCCAGUAAUGGGAAGAGCACCUAUAUCAGCAGUAUUGUUUACUGCUCAAGGGUUUUCAAGGAGAUAAUUGCAAGAUAAAGACAUUAAUAUAAACUUAAAAAACUAUUUAUCAGGAUUCUUUGCAGGAUUAUGCUACACAAAUAUUGCAUUUGUGUUUGAUUUAUUAAAAACCAGAGCUUAAGUCAGCAAAUAUAAGACUAUGUCUUAUAGAGAAGAGAUAGCAGAUAUAUAUAAGAAUGAAGGGUUGAAAGGAUUUACAAGAGGAUACACUGGGAUGCUUCUGAGAGAUGCUCCAGGGUUUGGUCUAUACUUCUUCCUGUUUGAGCUAUUCAAGAGAUCUGCGAAUGUACCAACUCUAGAGAAAGAUCCUGAUCAUAGCAAGUUCAACGUUGGUUUUAGAAAAUUCAUGAGUGGAGGCAUUGCAGGGACUAUGACCUGGUUUGCUGUAUACCCUUGUGAUACUAUUAAGAGUAAAAUGCAAACUUAUGAAGGUAAAGAAAGGCUUAAGUUGAGAGUAGCUAUUCCUUCAAUUUUGAAUAAACAUGGAUUACCUAGACUUUACAGAGGAAUUCAUAUUUAGAUAUUGAGAGCAUUUCCCACAAGUGCAUCAAGUCUAUUGGUCUUUGAAUCAUUUAGAAAUUCUCUAAUUAAAAUCAGAGAUGAAGAAUGA
Molecule: messenger RNA, 1896 nt
Organism: Stylonychia lemnae
Lineage: Eukaryota; Ciliophora; Spirotrichea; Sporadotrichida; Oxytrichidae
Source: the annotation of a GenBank genome assembly